AUGGUGGGCGACGCUGAAGUUUAUAGGACUGAUUCAGCAGAAAUCCGCUGCCUGUACAAUUUCUCUGAAACUGUCAGCGCAGUGGAGGUGCAGUGGUUUGUGAAAAAUCAUCAGGGAAAAAGAAUUAGGAUAGCCUACAGUGACCUGACUACGCGAAUCCAGGAUAAAAACACAGAGUACACUAAACGCAUCCACGUGGCAGGGCACAGUGGUGAAGAAAUCCUGACCAUCGAGAACGUGGAACUGUCUGACGAGAGGGAGUUCUUCUGCCUGGUGGAUGGCCUGGCAGCAGGCAUAGAAGAAGGCAGGCUCCACCUAAAGGACCCUCCAGAGCCUCCUGUGAUUGAAGCUGUCCAUUCUGGGGUUUCUGUGGCCAAUAUCUUACCAUCGAAGAUCGCAACUUGUGAAUGUAAAGGCUACCCCCAGCCCAACAUCACUUGGUAUCGCAACAACAGUGUGCUGUGCCACAAAUAUGGCCAGGUGCACGUGAUUACUUUGGUAUCCAAGGACUCCACUGGGCUGUUCACAGUGCAGAGUGAGCUCCAGUAUAAGGUGACCAAGGAGGACAAGGACGUACACUUCUUCUGCAGCGUCGUCUAUUACGUCCCUGGGGCUGCCCGAACGGUCGAGUCCAAAAGGGUCAACAUCAGUGUGCACUACCCCACGACCAAAGUCGAGAUGUGGAGGGAAUCACCCCGGGGUCUGGUCAAAGAAGGAGACACAGUGGAGAUCCGUUGCCGUGGCAAUGGCAGCCCCCUGCCACCCGUCACUUUCAGUCGAGAACAACGUCCAGAAGAGAAGCUGGAGGCUGAUAAUGACCUGCUGGUGCUAAAGGAGGUGACCCGUGACGACAGCGGCAAGUAUCUCUGCCGUGCUCUAGACGUGGACUCCACAGACUAUGAGGACGUGGUGGGGAAUCUCCAGCUUACCGUGCACUAUCUGGACCCAGCUGUCAUGGUCCCCAGAGACCCUGAGGUUAUGCAGGAGGGGGAGAACCUGACCGCCACCUGUAAUGCCUUAUCUUCUCUGGAUACGAGCGCUGUGUGGAGUAAGAAUGGUGUAGAGAUUGGAAAGGGAAAUGCGCUGCAUCUGCAGGACGCUACAUCUGAAACAACUGGACAUUACCACUGUGAGGUGACCGUUCUGUCCCUGCCAGCUCUGCAGACCGGAGGAUCAGUCCACAUCAUUGUGCAGGGUGCUCCUCAGUUGAGAGAUGAGAAAAAGGAGGUGAACAUGAGUGAGGAUGUGGGGAAGUGGGUGAAUCUGAUAUGUGAUGCAGGAGGAUACCCCAGACCCACAGUUACUUGGAGCAUCAGCGGUAGCCCUGUCUGGCGAGAGGUUGUGAGAAAAGAGACAGAGGACUCUGUUCAAAGCAUAAUAACUCUGAAAGUGUCUAGAGACACUGUGGCCACGUGCAAUGCUACAAACAAAAUUGGGGGGGAGACCAAGAGCUACUUCAUCAGAGGCAUUCCCAUCAUGAGCACGACCUUAAACAACACUGCAGUCGAUAGCAGCGAACUGGCCAACAAGGUCAUUGUUGUCAGCAUUCUUUUCCUGGCCGUCUUUGGCAGCAUCCUCUUCUUCGUGUACAAGAAGGGCAAGUUACCGUGCGGACGUUCUGGCAAACACAAGAUUGAUCGCUUCGGCACCAAGGAGGAAACCAGUGAUGAGGGCAUCUUCAUGGAGGUGAAGGGAGAUGAGACAGAGACCUCGGUACCACUGAAGGAUGUCCAUGACAAUAAGAAACCACCCGCUGACCAGGUAACUAUAUAACCUGAGGGAACGACAGCAAGUGGACUCUUCU
Colossoma macropomum (tambaqui) is the source of this 1804-nucleotide messenger RNA. Its product is annotated as cell surface glycoprotein MUC18-like. Gene Ontology annotation, cellular component: plasma membrane. The record is from RefSeq and is a predicted model, not a curated record. The transcript is spliced from 14 exons. Lineage: Eukaryota; Metazoa; Chordata; Actinopteri; Characiformes; Serrasalmidae. The coding region runs from base 1 to 1773 and encodes 590 amino acids. Gene Ontology annotation, biological process: angiogenesis.